Molecule: messenger RNA, 2658 nt
Organism: Macrosiphum euphorbiae (potato aphid)
Lineage: Eukaryota; Metazoa; Arthropoda; Insecta; Hemiptera; Aphididae
Source: the annotation of a GenBank genome assembly
AUGGGCGUUUACCCGGCAACGUCUUCGACCCUCCAAGGACCGUCUGUCCCGAUAAACAAUGACAUCCAACUGCAUAGAUUAUUCGAACGGAACGAAAGCGCUUAUCCAGAACACAUGGCCGUAAUGCACGGAGAACUUGGACAACCUUCUGUGCGCCUUAACUUCACGGAACUGAAUGCCAUAUCUAAUCAAUUGGCCAGAGGAAUAAUCGCACGUGCUGGCUCUAAAAACGACGACGGAGACUUCGUAGUAGCCGUUCAGCUUCCUCCUGGUGACGGACUAAUUGCCACUCUAUUGGCUACUUGGAAAGCUGGUGCAGCGUAUUUGCCAUUAGACGUAUCAGCACCGCAACACCGGAUUCAACACGUAAUCGACGAGGCCAAGCCAUGUUUAGUGAUCACCUGCACACCCGAAGCCGAAGUGUAUGACAACAAGUCGAACAUCGUAUACAGCCUUAAACAAUUGAAGAGCCAGUCUGUUGCCCUUUCCGCAUCCAACCUAGAGGACCGUGAAACACUAGUGGGCUAUGUUGAUGGUAGAAGACCAGCAACAAUAAUUUACACAAGCGGCAGCACAGGAACGCCUAAAGGUGUGAGACUUCCGCAUUGCGUAAUUUUCAACAGAUUGAACUGGCAAUGGAACCGGUUCCCUUACAGCGAUACCGAACACACUUGCGUAUUCAAGACUUCGUUGACAUUUGUGGAUUCAGUGGCAGAAAUUUGGGCUCCGUUGUUACAUGACACACCAAGAUGCCUGAUGGUAAUACCCAAGGCCAUCACCAAAGACCCAGAACGGUUGAUCAAUAUACUUCAUGACAACAAGAUUGAACGUCUAGUAUUGGUCCCAUCGCUAUUACAUGCCAUAUUGUUAUACAUGGGCAUUUCCAAUAACAACGAACAACAAUCUUCUAUGAUAAAUCAAAACAAUGAACAGGGAAUUCUAUCGAGUUUGAAGUUGUGGGUGUGUAGUGGAGAACCUCUACCAGUGUCAUUAGCCAAACAGUUUCUAGACACAUUUUCUGGUCACACGCUGUGCAACUUUUAUGGGAGCACGGAAAUCAUGGCAGACGUGUCGUACUACGCCAUCAAGUCGUUCAAAGACUUGUGUUUCGGUGACAAAAUUCCUAUUGGCGUUCCAGUGGACAAUACGGCUCUAUAUCUGUUGAACGAUAAAGGCCAAACAGUGGAACCUGGCUGUUUGGGUGAGUUGUACGUGGCAGGAGCGAACUUAGCCAGCGGUUAUGUCAACAACCGUGACCCGCACCGGUUCGUAGAAAACCGUCUACCUCACGACCAAGGCAUGGGCAUGGACCGUAUGUAUCGGACUGGAGAUUACGGGAAAGUAGUAAAUGGUGUGCUGUUGUAUGAAGGCAGAACCGAUUCACAAAUCAAAGUCAGAGGACACCGAGUCGAUUUGACUGAAGUCGAAACGGCCAUUCGUCAGCUGCAAGACGCGGGAAUCGACAAAUUGGCCGUGUUGUGCUACAAACCUGGCGAAACAGAACAGGCUUUGUUGGCGUUCGUCGUGUUCGAUAGUAAUGUCAGAAUGACGGCCACGGACGUAGAGGAUCGACUAAAAAACGCACUGCCGGAAUACGCUAUGCCACAGGUGAUUUCACUCGAAUCGAUGCCGUAUCUCGUGAAUGGAAAAAUUGACAGACAGACCUUAUUACGCCAAUACUCUGAAAUAUCUGUUUUGGACAAUAUAAAGGAAUCGAAAAUUGACUUUACUGACAUCGAUGCAAGCCAAAUGGAAACUGCUAAACAUCUGUUCGAGACUGUAUCCUGCGUGCUAGGAAGCUCGCUGCGGUCACACAUCUCGCCGGCGGCAAACUUUUUCGCACUAGGUGGCAAUUCGUUGAACGCUAUUUACACCAUAAGUAAACUGGCUGACCUAGGAUACUCUAUAGCUGUCAGUGAUUUUAUAACAGCGCCUAAUUUUGGUAUAGUCAUUAACAAAAUGAGAUUUAGUAGUAAACGAAAGGCAUGCUGUAAGGAUGAAGAAUGGCUCUCCGAGAAAUACACCAGGCAAAUGCUCGAACCCAAACACAAAGACGACAUGAUCAAGAUAAUUGCAGACAGUUUCUACGAAAAAGCAGAUCUCGAACACUGGAUUGUGCCAAAGGUGCCUUACAGCGAGUACACCGAUAUCCUUGAGUUGCUGUGGGAGCCAAUGUUAGAAAAAAAUUUGAGUUUUGUAGUGCAAUCCAAGGAGUCUGAUCGAUUAAUGGGUGCGGCAUUAAAUUUUGACGCUCUAGACGAACCUGACAUAGAGUUCAAUGGCCGUUUGACAGUCAUUUUUGAGUUCCUCGAAUCCCUUGAAGGUCCCAUUAGGAGAGAUCAUCUGCCCAAAUCUAAAGGCAGCAUAUUGCAUAGUUUUAUGAUGGGCACGGACAAUUCACUAGACGCAGCAACUAAUGUCGAAGUCAUAACUUACAUGGAACAAGAAGUCUUAAAGUUGGGUAAAACCAAUGGAUUUGAAGGCAUAUUUACAACAAACACUAAUCCCUUAACACAACAACUUGGAGCUAACGUAUUUGGAUAUAAAAUACUUCAUGAUUGCCAGAUUAAUAGUUAUGUAACACCUGAUGGUAACAAGAUAUUUGGAGAAGCCCCAGACAACCAAAGAGCAAUAUGUUGUUGGAAAGUUAUACAAUAA